This is a messenger RNA of Felis catus (domestic cat), 2069 nucleotides long. It is a transcript of the gene TMEM81, whose product is annotated as transmembrane protein 81. Lineage: Eukaryota; Metazoa; Chordata; Mammalia; Carnivora; Felidae. The record is from RefSeq and is a predicted model, not a curated record. The coding region runs from base 839 to 1684 and encodes 281 amino acids. The transcript has a single exon.
GCCCGACACGGGGCUCGAACUCACGGACCGCGAGAUCGUGACCUGAGCUAAAAUUGGAAGCUUAACUGACUGAGCCCCCCGGGCGUCCCCAUGAAUUCUCAUUUCUAUUUAAAAUUUCUUACACGUGAACAGUGUUUCGCACUUUACAAAGUGUUUGCGUGUACAGUUUAUCAUUUGAUGCCCAAGGUGACCUUCCUGAAGUCGGCAAGGAGGUCUUAAUUUACAAAGGAGCAAAUAGAAAUCGAAAUUGAGGAAGGGUCAGUCAGCUGCAUCCCAGUCCAGAGUUCUUAAUCCUUUUUUUUUACAGAAGGUUUAGGAGACUUUAAAAUCAAUAAUAACUUAAUGCAACAUAAUUUUUUUUUUUUUUUGACUUGGUAUUUGAUCUCUUACUUGGUCCGAUUUAACUGAGGUUUUGAAGCUCGUUAAUUUGGAUCCCACACCUUGGAGACGAGGAGCAGGGGUAAGGAAGAAUGUAGCUUCACUACGCAUUUGACGUCAUUUGGAAAUUCACUUCAGCUCCUGAAGUCUCUUCCCGAGAGGGUGGAUUGAAAUUCAUUACAAGGGCCUGAGAAGAUUGGAGACUCGUGAAAUAGUCACUAACAAGAGCAAGUAAAGCAGCGAAGUUGGGACUUUUUUUCCUGCCUCGUGGCCUCUCCUCUUCGUGAGGACUGGACUUGUGUUUAUUGAGUUGCAGUGUUUCGCCGACAGUGGGUGCUGCGCCCUGUCUUGUGACGUUGAACGCUAUCUCGUGUCAAAGGAAGUAAGCUGUGAUAUCAUAGAGGAUUCACUUGGAACUCUGCGGGGUGCUGGCUGACGGUGAUGAGAUGCCCACCGAGACAUGAAGAUUUCAGCUGCUGGUCUCAUCCUUGGGAGCCUGGUGUUAGCCUUCUCUCUGCCUUUGGUGGUGGCUUUGCCAAAAACACUGGCCAUCCCUAAGAAGCUGCAAGAAGCCGUGGGGAAGGUCGUUGUCAAUGCCACAACCUGUACUGUCACCUGUGGCCUUGGCUACAAGGAAGAGACAGUCUGCGAGGUGGGCCCUGACGGUGUGAGAAGAGAGUGUAAAUCUCAGCGCUUGGAAUGUCUGACCAACUGGAUCUGUGGAAUGCUCCAUUUCACCAUUCCCAAAGGGAAGGGAUUUGAGCUCAGCUGUCUGAGUUCAGACAUCCUGGAGAUUGGGCAGGAAGCAUUCCGGUUCACCUGGAGACUUGCUCGGGGUAUCAUCUCUACUGAUGAUGAGAUCUUCAAACCCUUCCGAGCCAGUACCUACUUUGUGAGGUUUCCCUCUGUUCAGGAGUACGACUCUGGGACAUACCGGUGUGAUGUGCAGCUGUUAAAAAACUUGAGACCUGUCAAGAGACUCUAUUUUGGGCUGCGGGUCCUUCCCCCUGACUUGGUGAACCUGAAUUUCCAUCAGUCCCUUACCGAGAAUCAGAAGUUAGUUGAUAAGGGCCUAGAAGUGAAUCUAGACAACCAGUCCGAGCCUCACCGCCCACGGUGGAAGAAGAAGGUGGCUGUAGCCUUGGGAAUAGGAGUUGUCGGUGGAGUGGCUGGUGGUGUAUUGAUGGCCAUUGCUCUGGGCUUUGGGCUGAGGGUGGUCUAUAGAAGUGCUGGCCUUGAGUCCUUAAAAGCCCUGAAGGACUGGCUGCCCAGGACCCUGGACUGGCUGUUUAGGAAGCCAAGCUAGCUCUUCAAAGGAUUGUCUGGCUGAGUGAUUGUGGCUCAGCCAGGAGGGAGGGCUUCCACUGCCAAAAGUGAGUGGGGCCUGGGGACAGGGGCAACACCAUGGUAGCGUGAUGGGCAGUGCUCUGCCUCUCCGUGUCCCAGGUGGAUCUCUUCCUGAUCUUUCCUGCCCACGUGGCACCUGGGAAGCCCGAGUGUAGGCCCCUCCCCUGUCCCGGGAAGAAGAUUCUGUCUUCAAGCUCGCAGUCAUUAUCUUUCACAAUUUGAGGCCUCUCUACCUCCAUCCCUUCCUCUGAGUGGUAUAAUCACAUAAAGGAUAUAUUAAUAGCUUUUCUAGUGGAAACCUUUUUUUCCUCUUCAAUAAAAAUAACUCACAGUGGCUGUGUAUA